This is a messenger RNA of Anolis sagrei ordinatus, 1304 nucleotides long. NCBI's taxonomy places the organism in Eukaryota, Metazoa, Chordata, Lepidosauria, Squamata, Anolidae. The record is from RefSeq and is a predicted model, not a curated record.
GAACGUUUUUCUGAUUGGUCGGAGAAGGAAUAGGCCGGUGUGCAAGCCCUCUAGCGGUCCCCCACUGAAAGCGAGAAGCCGCUGCCAUGGCGAGCGUCCACGAGAGCCUCUACUUCAACCCCAUGAUGACCAACGGCGUGGUGCACGCCAACGUCUUCGGCAUCAAGGACUGGGUCACCCCUUACAAGAUGGCGCUGAUGGUGCUGAUCGAGGAGCUGAGCCAGGCCGGGCCUCACCUCAGCCUGCUCGAGAGGCGGCGCCUCAACCGGCUCCUGCUGCCCUUGUUGCAGGGGCCUGAUAUGACGCUCACUCGAUUAAUUAAAGCGGUUGAAGAAUGCUGCCCUCAAAUAGCAAGUUCUGUUCACAUAAGGAUAAAGCUGAUGGCAAGUGGGGAACUGAAAGACAUGGAGGAAUUCUUCGAUGAGCUUUCGGAGGCGUUCAGUGGGACGGAACCUGAAGUUCACAAGACAAGUGUUGUGGGCCUCUUUCUGCGCCACAUGAUCCUGGCCUACAACAAGCUCUCCUUCAGCCAAGUGUACAAGCUUUACACAGCGCUCCAGCAGUACUUCCAAAGCGACGAGAAGAAAAACAGGCAGGAGGAGACGGAGAUGGAACUAACCCACUGUGAGGAACUGGAUGGCAAAAUGGAGAAGGAAGAAUUUGACGAGCCUCUCAGGGAGGAAGAAAUCUCUUGCAAUGGGCCACUCUCCCAGAAACAAGCAGAAUACUUUCUGUCCCAGCAGGCAUAUUUGUUGAAAAAUGACGAGACAAAAGUGCUGUCUCCAGCCUCUUUGCAGAAGGAGCUGAACAACUUGCUAAAAUUUAACCCAGAUUUUUCAGAAGCGGAUGUUGACAAGAUCCUUGGAGAGGCGAGAAUGACCAUACGCAUCCUGGACCCCUGCCCAUCCCGGCUGAUAAAGGAAGCCAGCGGGUUUGGCAGAACUAAGCUCCGCCUCCUCAUCCUCGCCCUUCGCCCUUCGCAGCAGCAGCAGCAGCAGCAGCAGCAGCAGCAGCAGCAGGGCAAGGGGCCACACCAAGGCCAGUAUUCCAUUUGCAGCAUAUCAGGAUUUUGUGCCAAAUUUGUUUGUGUCCCUUUCUUGCCUGAAACUAUCAAAGUGCAUGAAACUAACCUUUUCUGGGCUGUGGGAGACUGCAGGUCUGCCCGGGAUGCCUCCCUGGCGUCCUGGGGAGGCCGAACCUGCGCUCCCCCAAACCGCGGAUACGGAAACCCCUCGGGCCCCCGUAUCCGCGAAAUGGCGGAUUGGCUCCAUUUUGAUGGAAUAUAUUUCCUGGCUAAAUUCUAA